CACAGGGUGACGGUAGACAAAUAAACGUGAAAGGAAGUAUAGCGGUUGAUUUAACCAAUAACUUUGGAAAUAACGAAUUCCAGUUUUUAAUAGUGAUGGCAGCUCAAAGAGGCAGACUGCGUUGGGAAGAUGAUCGGAAGAUACAAAAGAACUACACUUUCCUUUUAAGUGAGCUGGAUGGCAAGGAUCUCUCUGAUAUUAUGUACAGUCGAGGAAUUUUUGACCAGGACUGUCUUGAUGAAAUUAGACAUGCAACUCCUAACACACGGAAAGCUAGAACAGAGGUCUUCCUCGACAAACUGAUGUUUUCUGGGGUGAAUGGCUACAAUGUGUUCCUAGAAGCAUUGAAACGUAGUUAUCCACAUGUUAUUCCCAUAUUAGAAAAAACAGAUGUUUCCUCUGAAUGUCCUGGAAGUACCGACACAAGUCCAGCAUGGUAUAAUGAGAUAGCGGAAAAGAAAAAACAACAGAAGUUGAGUGAACAGGAGCUGGGUCGUCUAGUCCAGUGUCUCGGCUAUGGCUGGGAGCUACUGGCAAUCGAGCUCGGAAUCCCCCAGGCUCAGAUCGAGCAGGCCAAGAUGGCGAACAUGUCUCCACAUGUGCACAUGUUCAAUGUCUUCAACAAGUGGAAGCAGCGUCAGGGAGGAAACGCCAAGCUCAUUGUUUUCCUAAAUGCCUUGAAUUCCAUCAAGGACAAGUGUACCAUUGACUGGGAUCUAACGAAAAGGGUGGUGUUAGGUGAAACAUAAAAGUUAGAAUGCUGGUUUCAUUCCAGUUAUAAUAUGUACAUAUGUAUAUAUAUAUAUAUAUAUAUAUAUAUAUACUCUUCAAAAAAAGUAGGGGAACUCAAAUAAGAAUUUACAAUUGCCAAAAUUGUGAGGUAUAUUAGCUGUGGGGAAUGGUUAUAUGAUAAUAGUAAAUUAAUUACAACCGGCUGUUCAGUAUAACAGUGAAUUAAUUACAACCGGUAGUUUAGUAUUACAAUAGUUUUAUGACCACCAAAGAUCUUGAAGGACGAUUGGGGUCAGAAGUGAAAUUUGACUUUUUUUUAUCAGUAAAUUGCAAAUUCAAACAAUAAAAAUUA
Molecule: messenger RNA, 1084 nt
Organism: Gigantopelta aegis
Lineage: Eukaryota; Metazoa; Mollusca; Gastropoda; Neomphalida; Peltospiridae
Exons: 3
Coding region: 96-749 (217 amino acids)
Biological process (GO): signal transduction; regulation of apoptotic process
Molecular function (GO): protein binding
Source: RefSeq, a predicted model, not a curated record